This is a messenger RNA of Habropoda laboriosa, 624 nucleotides long. RefSeq lists its product as uncharacterized. Lineage: Eukaryota; Metazoa; Arthropoda; Insecta; Hymenoptera; Apidae. The coding region runs from base 1 to 624 and encodes 207 amino acids. The transcript is spliced from 2 exons. The record is from RefSeq and is a predicted model, not a curated record.
AUGCCAACGUGCACGCAUCUGCAGGUGGUACCAUGCCAAGAGAAGCAAAUAAUUAAGAAAUUCGUCCGGGAUGUGCCCUGUCCUCAAAUGAAGCCUAAGAAAAAGGUACCAUGUCCAGCUGGAGAUCGAAAAAGGGCUUCGAGACAGGUCGAAGAGGUGCUAUGUACCGCGGCUAAACGCGUCCAACAACAAAUGACCUGUCCGAUGAAGCAACAGGAGAAGGUAGUGAAGUGUGAACGUGAACCGAAGACUUGUCCAGCGAAGGAACGUGAAAGCUCACUUAGGAGUUGUCCAAAAUGCGAGAACAACCGAAUCCAAAAGUUGGAAUGCGAAGUGUACCAAUUGCGGAAGGAGAUCGAGUACAUGAAAUACGAGCGGAAAGAGGCCGAGAAGGCGAUGCAGAAGGCUAUUAUUCGGAGCGCUCGCGCCCUCGGCGGAAAAUGCAAGAGCACGUUACCUGGAUCAAUCGAGAAACUUUUAGACUCGUGCACCAGCGAUGAAUCUUCCCUGUCUGCGUCCACGAUCACAUUCUGCGGGACGAAAACUAUGUCACCGCCGAUUCGCCCGUGUCAGAACAAGAAGAAGAAGGAGGAAUUCGAUUGUUGCGCGAGUUGUGCCCAUUAG